AUGGAUCACAGAAACAAGUCCAAAGUCACUGAGUUUAUUCUUCUCGGGUUUCAGAAUGAAAAAGACAUAGAAAUUCUUCUUUACUCUGCAUUCCUGCUCAUGUACAUGACAUCUUUGAUUGGCAACACCAUGAUCGUCCUGUUGGUGUGUGGGGACUACCGUUUGCAUUCCCCCAUGUAUUUCUUUAUCGCUAAUCUUUCUUUCCUGGAAGUCGCCAUCACAUCCACUGUGGUGCCAAAGAUGCUGGCCAACACGUUUUCCCUCACCAGAGCAAUAUCCUUUGCAGGAUGUCUCACUCAGUCUUUCUUCUACUUCCUCCUGGGAUCCACAGAAUUUUUCAUCCUAGCCGUCAUGUCCUUCGAUCGAUACGUCGCCAUCUGUAACCCCCUGAGGUAUGCGAUGAUCAUGAACAAGCAGACGUGCAUAUUGCUGCUUCUGGGAUCCUAUGUGGGUGCCUUUCUGUCAAUCUUGGCAUCAUCCAUCUUAACUGCCCCUCUGCCCUUUUGUGGGCCAAAUGUAAUCAACCACUUCUUCUGUGACAGCGCCCCUGUGCUAAAGCUGGUCUGUGCAGAUAUCUCCCUGGCUGAGCUGGCAGACUUUAUCUCCUCUGUUCUGUUGCUCCUGGGAUCCUUGCUCCUGACAGGAGUAUCUUACACGUACAUUGUCAUUACCAUCCUUAGAAUCCCCUCUGCCCAAGGACGCCAGAAAGCUUUCUCCACCUGUGUUUCACACAUCACCGUGGUUACACUUUAUUAUGGAAGCUCCAUCUCCAUCUAUGUCCGCCCAAAGAAGGUCCACGUGAUGGGUGUUAACAAGUUUGCCACAGUGCUGAACACCAUUGUAACACCGAUGCUGAACCCUUUCAUCUACAGUCUCCGAAAUGAGAAAGUCAAAGUAUCCCUGAGAGAUGCCUUCAGUAAAUAUGCAGGAAUGAUAACAAAUUUAAGAUCUUUAUGA
Messenger RNA from Manis javanica (Malayan pangolin), 957 nucleotides. Its product is annotated as olfactory receptor 6J1-like. Gene Ontology annotation, cellular component: membrane. NCBI's taxonomy places the organism in Eukaryota, Metazoa, Chordata, Mammalia, Pholidota, Manidae. Gene Ontology annotation, molecular function: olfactory receptor activity; G protein-coupled receptor activity. The record is from RefSeq and is a predicted model, not a curated record. Gene Ontology annotation, biological process: G protein-coupled receptor signaling pathway.